This is a messenger RNA of Clunio marinus, 180 nucleotides long. The record is from the annotation of a GenBank genome assembly. NCBI's taxonomy places the organism in Eukaryota, Metazoa, Arthropoda, Insecta, Diptera, Chironomidae.
AUGUCACGCGCAUUUUAUGUUCCACCACAGAGUGUUAAUGCCGUCGGGAAUUCAGAAUUUUUAGAUAUUCUCGUUACAACUUUUUUUGCACUAUUGGAACGAAGACAUCGAUGCACUCGCAGAUGUUGUGGAAGAUCAUAUCUCAGGUCAAAUUAUUUAACUUACCGUGGUCGACGAUGA